AAUCCAACCGGAAGGAGAAAUCGAGAAACUAAACGUUGCCUUGUCUCUUCUUUUUUAUAUCCGAGCCCUUGGGGAGCGUGUCCUGCGUGCUCCCCAGGGCAGGCCGCCGGUACCGGCCGUGUGUGCUGGCCUGGAGGAGAGGGGAGGGAUGAGGGAACUGCAGGCUCGGGCUCAAGCGGAGGGGGAAGGGAGCGGGCUGCGGUAUUCACUUGCUCAGCGGCUUGGCUUCCGCCUCUUCCCCGCGGACGGACUUUCGCCCCGGGCUUCUCUCUCCCCUCUCUAUCGGCAGGGAGGCAGCCGGAGCCAUGGACGGCCCCGCAGCUCCGCAGGGAGGCCUCUCGGGGUCCCAGCAAGUCCGCAUGAUGUUCUAUGCCCUGCAGCCCAAUGAGAGCUCCUUCCCCAGCCUCGAGGAGGUGCCCGAUUAUGUGAAUAAGGCUACGCCGCUUUUCCUUGUCUUGAUGCUGUUGGAGUUUGUUGUCAGUUGGGUUUGGAAGCAUCAGGCACCAGGGCGGAUCAAUGAUAGCAUAACUUCUGUCUCUGCAGGAGUCCUGUCUCGACUUCCAGAUGUUGUGUCCAGAAGCCUCGAGUUGACUACCUACAUCUAUGUGUGGGAUAACUACAGGCUCUUUGAACUGCGGUGGGACUCACCAUGGACCUGGUAUAUGACAUUCCUAGGAGUAGACUUUGUAUACUACUGGUUCCAUCGCCUGGCCCAUGAGGUUAAUAUAUUGUGGGCAGCACACCAAGUACAUCAUAGUUCUGAAGCUUAUAACUUAUCCACAGCACUGAGACAAUCUGCACUGCAAAGAUACGUUUCUUGGGUUUUCUACUUGCCUAUGGCUCUUUUUAUUCCUCCAUCAGUAUAUGCUGUUCAUCUCCAGUUUAAUCUCCUUUACCAGUUUUGGAUACAUACAGAGGUAGUUAACAACCUUGGACCUCUGGAGCUGAUUCUUAAUACUCCCAGUCACCACAGAGUUCACCAUGGCAGAAAUCCUUACUGCAUUGACAAAAAUUAUGGUGGUACCCUCAUUAUUUGGGAUAGAAUUUUUGGAACAUAUGUGGCGGAAAAAGAUAAAGUUAUAUAUGGCCUAACACACCCAAUAAAUACAUUUGAACCUUUCAAGGUCCAGUUAUGUCACUUGGCUUAUAUAUGGAGCACAUUUUGGGCCACACCUGGAUUCAGUAAUAAGCUCUCUGUAAUAUUCAAAGGCCCAGGUUGGGGACCAGGAAAACCUAGACUCGGCCUUCCUGAGGAAAUCCCAGUGAUCACUGGAAAAGAGGUUCCAUUCAAUCCCAAAUUGCCAAUAUAUCUUUCUGUCUAUGCAGUAGUACAUUUUACCUUGAUGCUGGGCUUUUAUGUGGACCUGUUUGAGACCCAGGCCACAUUAUCACAGGUAACUCUUCUCCUGAGGAUUGGCUACAUUAUCCUGACAUUGACCUCCAUUGGAUUCCUUAUGGAGCUAAGUUCUAGGCCCAAAGCAGCUAGUUUGGAAGCUGUCCGCUGCUCAGUCUUUCUUGUUCUGCACAAACUUAGUUACCUGAAAAUAUACAUUGCUUCCUUGGCAUUUACUUAUGAGGUUUUAUUUUCACUCUGCAUUGCAUUCUGGGGAGUACAAAUUAUGAAGCAACUGAUCUCCAAUACAGCAAAACAUCAGUGAAUUAUGGAAAGAGCCCUUGGGAAUAUGCUUCAAAGUUGCUUGAAAUAAGUUGACGGUGCCUCUUUCUGAAAUGCAAGCAUUUCACACAGGCUAGGUAGGAAUCAUGAUGUUUUAUGAAGGUUUGAAAGAUGUAUUAAAAUGGUCAUGUGGUUUUAUUUGAUCUUUUAAAUAUUGAUUCUCCUGCCUACCCAAGUUAAAUUUAAGGUCCCUAAAUUUUUUUCUUGUGCUUUCACAGCACUUUUUUUUUUUCAUUCAAGGGAUCACAAUAUUCUUAAAAAGCAUGUAAAAAUAAUAGCAUUUUUCAAUCACUUUAUUAGUAUGUAACCAUAUGUGGAAAGCAUUCUUCACAAUAGCAAUAAUUAAAAUCAUAUUUGUUGCAACCUGGUAGUCUCCAUAGAGACUAAAUCUAAAAGAAUGUGAAUGUAAAUUUUUCCAUAAUGAUUGAAUUACAGUAGAAUCUCAGCGCCGUGCCCAAUUGUGUGUUCAUAACAUACAGCUACAUAAGGAUGAGUAAUUGAGACAGGAAAAUGAUUUAAAACAACAUGAUACAAUAACUGAUUUGUAUUAAUUGAAAUGUUUUCAAUUAACUAGAUGAUAUAUCAUAUGUGUUGUAUAAUGCAGGCUUGCAGCUUAGGUUAAUUUGUUUAAGGAGUACACCCACAUUUACCAACAACUUUAGGACUGACCUCACCAACACUGACACAAGCGAGUUGCUCCAUUGACUAAAGUAACUCCUGUCACAAAGCAUUUGCAGGAUCAGGUUGUUAAUUUCUAGUUGCCCUGACCCCCAUCCCCACCCCCAGACACACACAUAUCAAAGUGAUCCUAAGGGAGAUGGAUCUAUUGUCCUGUGUGAGGUGCUAUUUUGAUUAUUUCUAGUGAUAUAGGAAAACGGGGGGAGGCUCCGAAAAGCAAGAUUAGUAAAAAUAGAGGAGAUGGGUUGUUUUUCUUUCCUUAUGCUUUUCCAACUUUUAGUGGUUCCAAGACUAAAAAAAGAAAAUACUCAAAAUCAAGAAGCUAAAAAACUUUAGGAUGCCUUGCAAACUUCAAACUGGUGAAAAUACCUGGAUUAAAAUGUAGUUGUAUUGGUUUUUUGUUUUUUCAUUUUUCUCUACAGUACUAAGAUGUAGUAAUAGAGAGCUCAGAUGUGCAUAAAUAUCCUGGUUUUAGUCAACCCACAGUUUUAGACUUUAGCUGUAGCAGAGAAUUGAUGCCAGCAUUUACAAGUUGGAUGCUUCCACCUGGCCACCUAACUCUAUAUUUAAAUAAAAUGGGUUUGAUUUUCAGUGGAGUUGAGCAUCAGGCCUAUUUUUUACCCAAAAUGUUCAGUCAAUUAGAAAUACAAAUUGCUUGUACCUAUCACCUGGGGCUAUGCUCAAUCCCUAAAAUAUGUUUAAUUGGGAAAACAGGUGUCAGUUUGAAUAGAGAUGAGUCUAAGACCUUUCAUAAAGUGUGGGAAUGUUUGGAUCCAGGGUUUUGAUUCAGACCCUUUUCUAAAAGAUGAACAAAUUGUUAGAAGUAUUCAGAUUAAAAGUAUUGGGUUUAAAUCCUUAAUUCAUAAAUUUACUCAUACAUUGGUAGAAUUCUAAUCUCUGAUUAAGAGAUUAGAUAAAUGAAAUCAAAUAUUUCUAACUCAGAUUGUGGAAAUGUGAUCUAGUUGUUAAAACACAGGCGUAGUAGCCAACAAAUCUAGGUUUUAUUCCCAGUUUGUGACCUUGGCCAUGUAACUUAUUCACUCUGUGCCUCAGCUUUCCCAUCUUUGAAAUGGAGAUAAAAGUUCCUACCUCACAAGAGUGUUGCAAGUUUGAUUUAAAUGAUGUGGGUAGGUACCAUGGAGAUGAGUGUGCUAUAUUAUUGCUAAAUGUCACACAUUUUACAUUGAAAUGUAUUCACCCAUCAGUAGCAAUCUUUGAAAGCUCCAUAAACAGAAUAAUCUCACUGGGGUAUCUCCAGAAGGAAAGGAAAAAAUGGCUGAUUGAGCUAAAAGUCCGCAGGUUCCUAUAAUGUUGGUUGCAGCCGAUCUUCAAGUUCCCAUGUUUCUGAAUGCAGUGUGUGCACUAGAAAUUUGUAUUUGAUAUGUGUAAUAUUGAAAUAGCCAAAUGACUGUUUUAAUCUGAUGAUAAUUUAUUAAAUUAA
Molecule: messenger RNA, 3794 nt
Organism: Chelonia mydas (Green sea turtle)
Lineage: Eukaryota; Metazoa; Chordata; Testudines; Cheloniidae
Gene: AGMO
Product: alkylglycerol monooxygenase
Exons: 13
Coding region: 306-1658 (450 amino acids)
Biological process (GO): lipid biosynthetic process
Cellular component (GO): endoplasmic reticulum
Molecular function (GO): iron ion binding; oxidoreductase activity
Source: RefSeq, a predicted model, not a curated record